AUUUGCUUCACCUGUCAUUCAGGAGCAUUUUAUAAUUAUCGAAGAGGAACAUUUCGGGCUACAUAUAACCACUAGUACUUUCAACGGCUCACUCCUGGAUGCAAAUUAGUAAACGUACAUAAAAACAAAGUUCUUCAAGUUAAAGAGAGAGCUUUCAUAAAAUUUGCAGAGACCAUUGGAUCGUCUCCGAAUUAUUUCUGCCCAUCUCCGAGAGUUAACAACCUUAGCCUUUCCUAGCCGUGUUGAUGACGUGAUGAAAAGGGCCUCAGCUAAAACGUAGAAAAGGAUCUUGCCGUGAUGCCGUGAGAACUGCAUUCUUAGAUUUUUAUGUUUUUCUUAAAUUUUAUAUUCUAUUAAUCCUCCAUUCUAUUAAUCCUCCGGUGACUUGCUCCAUAAUUAUACGAGAAGCUUUUAUGUUGGAGAUCACGUAAGGUACUAAAAUGUCAUAUCAUAAUAUUGGAAAUAUAUUUCGGAAAUGUCACCACUUAAAGCACUCAAGUCAAGUAUUUGUGUUGUCUGUUACACGGGUGGCUACUGUUGCUGCUGAUAUAAACAGAUAUGAAGAUCCUAAACUUGCAAAUGCCAAACCUUUUGAACAAAUACCCAGUAUACCUACUUUCCCAAUUAUUGGAAGUGCUUGGGUUUAUAUGCCCCUGAUUGGUCGUUACAGUCUUCAAAAGCAGCAUAUAGCCGAUCGACAAAAAUACGCUCAGUAUGGUGAUAUAAUACGUGAAAAAAUUGGACACUUAAAUAUUAUUCAGAGCUAUAAUCCCAAGACUAUGGAGAUAUUGUUUAAAAAUGAAGGCCAGUACCCAACGAGGGAAGAGGAUGGCAAAGAAUGGUGGGACCUCAGAUCGAAAACUCAGAAGCACAUCAUGAAGCCCAAAACUAUCCAAGCCUACCUCUAUCCUAUGCAGGAUGUCGCGCGAGAUUUAGUGAAGCGAAUUUACGAACAAAGAGACAAUAAUAAAGAAGUACCGGAAUUUUUGCAAGAUCUGCACAAAUGGGCAUUGGAAUCUAUCGCAUUUGUUGGAUUGGAUACAAGAUUGGGCUGCCUUGAAAGCAAUUUGCUUCCUGAGUCAGAUGGUUUACGAAUGAUAAAUUCUGUACAAACGCAGUUUGACCUCAUGAACAAACUCGAAGCUUUUGCUGGUAAUUUUCAGUUUUGGAAAUACUUUCCUACCCCUACCUGGAAGAAAUUCAUAAAAGCAGCAGAUGUAUUUACGGAAAUUGCUUUUAGAUAUAUAAAUCGUUCGUUGGAAAACCUGAAGAAGAUUUCUGUUGAGGACAAAGAGCUUACGCUGCUUCAAUCAAUGCUUCUCACCAAAGGUUUAGAUACAUCGGGAGCUAUGGUGACAGUUACCGAUAUGCUGAUGGCAGGAAUUGAUACCACUUCUCAUACUGUGGGCUUCCUCUUAUAUCACCUGGCAAAGAAUCCGGACAAGCAACAAAUACUGUAUGAAGAAAUACGGAAAGUUUUGCCAAAUGAAAGCGAUAAAAUAACUCCAACUGUUUUUGGCGAGCUUCGGUAUCUGAAAUCGUGCUUGAAAGAAUCCAUGAGGCUAGACCCAAUAGUAAGAGGUAAUGCUCGAACUUUGGAUCACGAUGUGGUUAUAUCCGGAUACAGGGUUCCAGCUGGAACUGUGAUAGGUGUUGCUUUGCAAGUUGUAUAUCGCGAUGAGAAAUAUUUUAAAGAUCCAAACCAAUUUAUUCCAGAGCGAUGGAUAAUUAAAAACGAGAAAAAUACCACACCUUUCGCUUUUCUUCCCUUUGGAAUAGGAACAAGAAGUUGUAUUGGUCGAAGGUUGGCUGAAUUGGAAGUGAUCUGUGUGAGCACAGAGAUCAUUAGGAAUUUUAAAGUGGAAUAUCAUUAUGAAGAUAUCGAUAUGUACACAAGACUGAUUAACACUCCAGACAGGCCUUUGAAAUUCACGUUCAUAGAAAGAUAAAGUGAUCAGAAUAGAAAACUUACUUAUGCAAGAAUCGAUUUGUGUAACUCCAUCUUAUCCGAUAAAUAAUUACAUUUGUGGCAAUAAAAAAUAAUCUGUAUCAUACCAAUUAGAUAAAAUUUAAUAAAUGUUCUAUUAUGGAAAGAU
This is a messenger RNA of Stegodyphus dumicola, 2096 nucleotides long. RefSeq names its product putative cytochrome P450 12a4, mitochondrial. Lineage: Eukaryota; Metazoa; Arthropoda; Arachnida; Araneae; Eresidae. The record is from RefSeq and is a predicted model, not a curated record.